CUUAAAUAUGCAUGACUUUCAUUUAAAAGGAUAAAACGAAUAAUUUUGAGGCAAACCGUGAAUGAUCUUAAAACAUGUAUCAUCCUAGCAGAGGCGGUGUCCGUGGUGGCCGAGAUCAAUUUAAAUGGGAUGAUGUGAAAGUUGAUAAGCACAGAGAAAAUUAUUUGGGUCACAGUAUCAAGGCUCCAGUUGGGAGAUGGCAGAAAGGCAAAGAUUUGUUUUGGUAUAAUAGAGACAAGAAAUCUGAGGGGACGGAACAGGAUGCCCUCAAGGCAGAGAUUCAAAAGGUUAAAGAAGAAGAAGAGCAGUUAAUGAGGGAAGCUUUGGGUUUUGCUCCAAAACGCUCUAACCGACCUCAAGGGAAUCGUCUUGAUAAGCAUGAGUUUUCUGAACUCGUAAAGCGUGGGUCAACUGCUGAGGAUUUAGGUGCAGGUCAUGCUGAAGCUGCACAAGUCCAUGGACUUGGUUUUGCUAGAGCUCCUCGUACAAUGGACACGUCAAGUUCUUUUCAGCAAACCAUCCAAGGUACUAUCGUUGAGACAGAUGCGUCUGCCCAUGAGGAGGUUUCAAAGAAAGUGUUUAAGCAGGAGUCUGACGAAGAAGGUAAACAUAAGAAGAGAAAGCAUGACGAGAGGAAGCGAGAGAAGCAUGAAGACAGGAGGCGUGACAAGCAUGACGAGAAGAAGCACAAGAAGCAUGAAAAGCAUGAGAAGCGGCAUUCUCGUGACUCUGAUGACAAGAGGAAACGUCGGAAGGAAAAGGAGAAGAGAAGACAUGAUUCAGAUUCUGAUUAAUUGUUUGUGGAUGAUGUUGUAUGCGUGGCAAAUUGAAGUUGUUCAUAAAUCCAAUUCCCAAGGCCCUUCCCUUGGCCUCUCCCCUCAUAAUUACUUUCUUAUAUCAGUUAGACCCGUCAAAUGGGUCUGUUGAAUUGGGUUCUGUAUAAUUUUUAUAGGUUAAGUACUUGAGUCAUGCAAUAGUUCAAUACCGGUCUUGGGAUUUGGGUUAAGUAGCAUGAUGUAUGACCAUUAUCUCAAAAUUGUAUUCAAAUUUCUCUUAAAUUGCAAGUUCUCACGCCUAGAAUUACUUGAUGGGGGUAAUACUAAGUUGGAAAAA
Molecule: messenger RNA, 1113 nt
Organism: Amaranthus tricolor (Joseph's coat)
Lineage: Eukaryota; Viridiplantae; Streptophyta; Magnoliopsida; Caryophyllales; Amaranthaceae
Exons: 4
Coding region: 75-794 (239 amino acids)
Source: RefSeq, a predicted model, not a curated record